Molecule: messenger RNA, 1440 nt
Organism: Fonsecaea nubica
Lineage: Eukaryota; Fungi; Ascomycota; Eurotiomycetes; Chaetothyriales; Herpotrichiellaceae
Exons: 4
Coding region: 1-1440 (479 amino acids)
Source: RefSeq, a predicted model, not a curated record
AUGGCACUAACUGAACCAAGAAUCCGCUAUAUUACCUUUGAGAAAGAUUACAGCGUUGCAAUUCUCCACACAGAGAAAGUAACAUGGCAAGAUGCCUUCCAGAACUUCCACUUGAAGUUCGGACACAUCAACGAACCACAUUCGCCUGUCCAGCAGCCACAACACUUGGAUCGAAGACAAAUCUCCGACGAAACAACGCCAACAUCAACCUCCGCUCCACUGGACCUGACAGCAACGUCUUUGAUCCCCACGGACACCUCGACCGCAACGUCCACUUCCCUGGCUAUUGACCUCAGCCAUGGUGUCCAAGACUCUUGGUUUCCUGACACUGUGCAAUCCACCGGCACCCAGCUCCCCAUCAAAAUCGGCUGCAAAGAAUGCAGCACCAACGGCACUUUAAGCCUCGCGCAGGGCGAGUGGAGCGUCCUCUCCCCGGCCGACUGGAUUGGAGUCGAGGACUUGACGGACAUCGUCUCUGCCGGAAAUGUGCAGCUCGCUGUUGAAGGGUUCGUUGCGCAUGUGGAGGUUUCGAUCGAGCCUAGUUUAAAGGGAGACAUGAGUCUGUCCUUGUUCAAAAUCCCGGUUUUCGGAUUCUCGAUUCCAGAGCUCGGGUCUGGCGGCAUUCUCUUCGAGCCAACAUUGUCCUUGGGAUGGGAAUUGUCUGGGGGCAUUGAAAUGUCCUAUGGUUUUGAGUUGAAGAUCCCGAAUCUUUCAAUCAACCUCGAUUUUGCAGACCCGACCUCCUCGAAUGUGACAGGGCUUGACGGCAUAUCCAUCACGGACGUCCCCUUCCAAGCUAAUGUCUCCGACAUCGAUCUCUCUCUCAGCCUCUCUCUCACGCCACGAAUUACGCUCGGCAUUGAAAUCCUGCACGGCUUGUCCGCCGAAGUCGGCACAUCCCUUGACCUCCCCAAGGCCACCGUCGCCAUUACCCAGCUGGCCACGACUUCCGUAAAUGCCAGUUGUGCAGAUUCGAGCGAAGCGCCAGCCUUUCAGGCCGAUUUUGAAGAGCAGUUCCACAAUCUGACUCAUGUGGCCAUGGGUGUCGAGUUGGGCGCGGGCUUCGACAUGAGUGCCCGAGUCGAUCUGCUUCCCAAUCUUGCCUUCUCUAGCGCUUUGGAGCUGGCGACUGUGCCUGUGGCCGCACUCCCAACGCGGUGUUUGGUAUUCCAGACCGACGCCCCUUCGGGACCGGGGUUUACACCAGCGGUAUCAGCGCUUGCACAGGUCCAGGCUCGAGCUGUGGCUUCCGCAUCUGCUGCUUCGGCCUCUUCUGCUUCUGCUGCUGCAGCGUCUGCCGCCGCCACAGACCAAGGCGGGUCAGCUAACUCCGCCGAAAAUGCGGCACCAGGUCAUAUGGGUGCUUGGCUCGAUUCUCCGAUGGAAAGAAUGUGCUUUUAUGUGUUCUUGGUCAUGGCUGGCCUCUUCAUGAGUCUGUAA